Molecule: messenger RNA, 610 nt
Organism: Tricharina praecox
Lineage: Eukaryota; Fungi; Ascomycota; Pezizomycetes; Pezizales; Pyronemataceae
Product: heat shock protein 9/12-domain-containing protein
Exons: 3
Coding region: 220-471 (83 amino acids)
Source: RefSeq, a predicted model, not a curated record
GUCGUAGAGCAGGACGGACGUCAUUGAUGAGGGGCAGAGAGUGGGAGGGCGAGAGAGGACCCUGAUGGCCACUGAAUUCUUAUAAAACCAUUCGUCUUUCCCGCUUCUCAUCUGCUUUUUCUUCUCCAUCCUCACAAAACAAGACAAUCAACCAACAUCCUCACAUCCAUCCAAACAACUUUCCACAACCAAAACCACCCCUCAAACAACAUCUUCACCAUGUCUGACACUUUCCGCAAGUCUUUCUCCGACCGCGCCGGCGAGAAGAUUCAGCCCGAUUCCUCCAAGUCCACCCUCGACAAGGCCACCGAGAACGUCACCACCGCUGCCGACAAGGUUGCUGGUGAGCUCCAGACCGACUCCUCCAAGUCCAACACCCAGUCGGGCUUCGACAAGUCUCGCCGCGAGAAGGACACCAUAGUCGACAAGGUCAAGAACGUCGUCGGACUCGGCAACAACAACCAGGUCUAAAUACCACAAUGAUUUGACGAUUUGAGCGGGAUGGGGCACAAUUACGGAGUUUGAUUUUGUCUUUUUUUCCUCGUUCUUCUUCAUCUGUUGUAUGCUAGUUCUGGCUGUUUGAUCAUGGGAAUUUGAUUCUACUACACAC